Messenger RNA from Momordica charantia (bitter melon), 1788 nucleotides. Its product is annotated as transcription factor DIVARICATA. Lineage: Eukaryota; Viridiplantae; Streptophyta; Magnoliopsida; Cucurbitales; Cucurbitaceae. The record is from RefSeq and is a predicted model, not a curated record. Gene Ontology annotation, molecular function: DNA binding.
UUAUCAGUGUUCGAGUCUCAGUAAUGGUUUGGCCAUUGGCAUUUGGCAUUUGGCAAUGGCAUCUCUGUUUUCUCUCUCUCAAAAACUUUUUUCUGUGAAGAAUCAGCUACCACAAUCACUGCACCCACCAAUUACAACUCAACACUGUUGACCUUUCAUUUUCAUUCUCUUUAAUUCUCUGCAAUUCUUGCUCCUUACAUACCACAGAGUACUGAGGCCAUUUUCUUUUCCAUAACCAGAGCCCACCAUUGCCUAGGGCUACGGCUUUCAGAUUCAUUUCAAAGAAUUUUCUCCCACUUUUUUCUGUUUUUUAGCUAUUGGGUCUCUCUUUUUUCCAAUUGGGUCUUCUUUUUUCUCUUUGAUUCUCCUUUUUUCUUGUUUUUUCCCUAAUGGGUCGAGUUCCUAUCACGAUUUUAGGAACCUGAGAGGACAGAGAGAAGAAAGGUCUCUGGAAUUUUCAUUUAAUCCGAGCUCUGGCGAUGGGGAUUUUAGUUUUUUCUGUAAUUGUUUCCUUGGAUCUGAAAUAUUGAGCCUCUAGGGUUUUUGUCACCGACGAAUCUUCCUAGGGCUCUUGAAAAAGUGGAGAUGUCUUUUCGAGAUUCCCCACGAAAAGCUUCUCGAAUUCUUCCAUUUCCAUGACCUGAAGAAACCCUCCACUGUUGUCCAUUUUUCUGUCUGGGUUUUCAGAGAUUUUCGGCCAUGGAAUUUCUCUCGCCAGCUUCUUACCUUCGAAAUUCCUACUGGCUGUUUCAAGAAACCAAAGGAGCCCAAUGGACUCCCGAGGAAAACAAACGGUUCGAGAAUGCUCUGGCCCUGUACGAUGAGCAGACUUCCGAUCGGUGGCUGAAAGUCGCUGCCAUGAUUCCCGGAAAAACCAUCGGCGAUGUGAUGAAACAGUACCAAGAACUGGAGGAAGACGUCAGUGAUAUAGAGGCCGGCCUGAUUCCGAUUCGUGGCUACUCCAAUCGCCACUCCUUCACAUUGGAUCGAGCCGAUAGCAGCCAUGGAUUCGAUGAUUUGAGCCAUUUCUAUGGCUCAGGAGUUAAGAGAGGAACCUCAAAUAAACCUUCUGAUCAUGAAAGGAAGAAAGGAAUUCCAUGGACUGAAGAAGAACACAGGCAAUUUCUGAUGGGUCUUAAAAAAUACGGGAAAGGUGACUGGAGAAACAUAUCUCGCAAUUUCGUUACGACGAGAACACCGACGCAAGUCGCCAGUCAUGCUCAGAAGUACUUCAUAAGACAGCUGACCGGAGGGAAGGACAAGCGAAGAUCGAGCAUCCACGACAUCACGACCGUCAAUCUUCCAGAUGCUAAAUCGCCAUCGGGGGACAGUAACAGACCUCCAUCACCGGAUCAUCCUGCAGAUGCAAUGGCUGCACAGCUGCAUCAGCUCUCAAAGAUGGUUGGCAAGGCCGAGCAGGAAUAUGACUGGAAAUGUCCGAAUCAGGGGACGGGGGCCAGAGUUCUCGACUCGAUGAACAGUAACAUAGGAUGCUUAUUGGAAGGGACCAAUCUUGGAUUGCUCUAUCAGAUGAUUGUAUGAUGUUGCUCUGCUGUGAAUAUGUUGAUGAGGAGAACUAGAACUUAAGCUAGUGCAUUGUUAUUAGGCUCUGUUGAGAAAUUUGCUUAUGCAGAUCAUGAUUCAGUGUAGUUUAUGAAUUCUCAUUCCCAGUGAUUUUGAUUUUUCGUGUUGAGAAUCCGAGGCUUAGAUUGAGUGUUGAUUGCUCGGAAAAAGGAAAACCUUUAACUAUGCUUGCUCAUUGGUUUUAUGUAAAGGUUCAAGAAGCAA